UAUUUUUUUGGUGUGCGUUUUUUUAUUUUUCGGUAUCCUGCACUCUUCGGAUUUGCCUCCGCGUCCUUUGGUCAUUUUCCGCCCCCUCGGAGGCAGAGGGCGGGGUAGGUGUCCCCUCCCAGGCUCCCCUCCCUUUCUGGCUCCGUGAGAAUUUCUUCUCCCUGGCACUGCUCGGGCGCGCCGCGCAAAGGCCAGCCGGGCGCGCGGGAGGAGGAAGCCGCGACUCCCUGCUGCUCCGAGCCUGGCUGGACUGGAGCCUGGAGCGGCGGAGGGGCCGAGAGGCGGAGGCGGCGGGAGGGGCUGGGCGUGCUCUGGGGUCUGAGGACAGCCCGCCUCCCUGCGAGAACCCCCCGGAGAGGCGGACGGCGCCCUUCCGCAGCGAGCUUUCGGACUACCGCGAGCCGGGAGGCGAAGGAUGCUGGCGGCGCGGCCAGCCGGCUGCCGGGCAGCGCUGAGGCUCUGGCUCGUCGGCUGCGUCCUCUGCAGAGCCUGGACGGCCCCCUCCGCGUCCCAAAAAUGUGAUGAACCCCUCGUGUCUGGACUUCCCCACGGCGCUUUCAGCAGCUCGUCCUCCAUGUCCGCGAGCUACUCCCCGGGCUACGCCAAGAUCAACAAGCGAGGGGGUGCCGGUGGAUGGUCUCCAUCUGACAGUGACCACUAUCAAUGGCUUCAGGUUGACUUUGGCAACCGGAAGCAGAUCAGCGCCAUCGCGACCCAAGGAAGAUACAGCAGCUCCGACUGGGUGACCCAAUACCGCAUGCUCUACAGCGACACUGGGAGGAACUGGAAACCCUACCAUCAGGACGGGAACAUCUGGGCAUUUCCCGGGAACGUCAACUCUGACAGCGUGGUGCGGCAUGACUUACAACACCCGGUCGUCGCCCGCCACCUGCGCGUGGUGCCUCUGGACUGGCAUGGGGAGGGCCGCAUCGGGCUCCGGGUUGAAGUCUACGGCUGUUCCUACUGGGCUGAUGUUAUCAACUUUGAUGGCCACAUCGUGUUGCCGUACAGAUUCAGAAACAAGAAGAUGAAAACGCUGAAAGAUGUCAUCGCCUUGAAAUUUAAAACCACCGAGAGCGAAGGCGUGAUCUUGCACGGGGAAGGCCAGCAAGGGGACUACAUCACUCUGGAGCUGAGGAAGGCCAAGCUGGUCUUCAGUCUGAACCUGGGGAGCAACCAGCUCGGCCCCAUCUACGGCCACACGUCCGUGACCACGGGAAGCCUGCUGGACGACCACCACUGGCACUCCGUGGUCAUCGAGCGCCAGGGCCGGAGCAUCGACCUCACCCUGGACAGGAGCGUGCAGCACUUCCGCACCAACGGGGAGUUCGACUACCUGGACCUGGACUACGAGAUCACCUUUGGGGGCGUACCUUUCUCCGGGAAGCCGAGCUCCAGCAUUCGAAAGAAUUUCAAAGGCUGCAUGGAGAGCAUUAACUACAACGGCAUCAACAUAACGGACCUCGCGAGGAGGAAGAAGCUGGAGCCCUCCAACGUGGGAAACUUGAGCUUCUCGUGCGUGGAGCCCUCCACGGUGCCCGUCUUUUUCAACGCCACCAGCUACCUGGAGGUGGCCGGGCGGCCCCACCAGGACCUGUUCGCGGUCAGCUUCCAGUUCCGGACGUGGAACCCCAAUGGCCUCCUGCUCUCCAGCCACUUCACGGACAGCUUGGGCAACGUGGAGAUCGACCUCACCGAGAGCAGAGUCGGCGUCCACAUCAAUGUCACGCAGACCAAGAUGAGCCAGAUAGACAUCUCCUCAGGCUCUGGCUUGAAUGAUGGACAGUGGCACGAGGUUCGCUUCCUGGCCAAGGAAAACUUUGCCAUUCUCACCAUCGAUGGAGAUGAGGCGUCGGCAGUUCGAACUAAUAGCCCUCUCCAAGUUAAAACUGGCGAGAAGUACUUCUUCGGAGGUUUCCCGAACCAGAUGAGCAACUCCAGUCACUCCGCCCUUCAGCCCUCGUUCCAAGGGUGCAUGCAGCUCAUUCACGUGGACGACCAGCUUGUGAACUUAUACGAGGUGGCGCAGAGGAGGCCGGGAAGCUUUGCAAACGUCAGCAUUGACAUGUGCGCCAUCAUAGACAGAUGUGUGCCCAAUCACUGUGAGCACGGUGGGAAGUGCUCCCAAACAUGGGACAGCUUCAAGUGCACUUGCGAUGAGACGGGAUACAGUGGGGCCACCUGCCACAACUCCAUCUACGAGCCGUCCUGCGAGGCGUACAAACACCUGGGCCAGACGUCGAACUACUACUGGAUCGACCCGGACGGCAGCGGGCCGCUGGGCCCUCUGAAGGUGUACUGCAACAUGACAGAGGACAAAGUGUGGACCAUCGUGUCUCACGACCUGCAGAUGCAGACCACGGUGCCGGGCCACAGCCCCGAAAAGUACUCGGUGACGCAGCUGGCGUACAGCGCCUCCAUGGACCAGAUCAGCGCCAUCACCAGCAGCGCCGAGUACUGCGAGCAGUACGUCUCCUACUUCUGCAAGAUGUCCAGGUUGUUGAACACCCCAGACGGAAGCCCCUACACCUGGUGGGUCGGCAAGGCCAACGAGAAGCACUACUACUGGGGAGGCUCCGCGCCCGGCAUUCAGAAGUGCGCCUGCGGCAUCGAGCGCAACUGCACGGACCCCAAGUACUACUGCAACUGCGACGCCGACUACAAGCAGUGGAGGAAGGACGCUGGCUUCUUAUCGCACAAAGACCACCUGCCGGUGAGCCAGGUGGUGGUGGGCGACACUGACCGGCAGGGCUCGGAAGCGAAGCUGAGUGUGGGCCCCCUGCGCUGCCAAGGAGACAGGAACUACUGGAACGCCGCCUCCUUCCCCAACCCGUCCUCCUACCUGCACUUCUCCACCUUCCAAGGGGAGACCAGCGCCGACAUCUCCUUCUACUUCAAGACGCUGAUCCCGCGGGGGGUGUUCCUGGAAAACCUGGGCAACACUGACUUCAUCAAACUCGAGCUCAAAUCUGCCACAGAGGUGUCCUUCUCCUUCGACGUGGGGAACGGGCCCGUGGAGAUCGUGGUGAGGUCGCCCACGCCGCUCAACGACGACCAGUGGCACCGCGUCACCGCGGAGAGGAACGUCAAGCAGGCCAGCCUGCAGGUGGACCGGCUGCCCCAGCAGACCCGGAAGGCGCCGACCGAGGGCCACACCCGCCUGGAGCUGUACAGCCAGCUGUUCGUGGGUGGUGCCGGAGGCCAGCAGGGCUUCCUGGGCUGCAUCCGCUCCCUGCGGAUGAACGGGGUGACGCUGGACCUGGAGGAGAGAGCGAAGAUCACGUCCGGGUUCAAGUCCGGGUGCUCGGGCCACUGCACCAGCUACGGGGCCAACUGCGAGAACGGCGGCCAGUGCGUGGAGAAGUACCACGGCUACUCCUGCGACUGCUCGCGCACAGCCUACGACGGCACCUUCUGCAACAAAGACGUCGGCGCGUUCUUUGAAGAGGGGAUGUGGCUGCGGUAUAACUUCCAGGCGCCCCCCGGGGCCAGCGGCCGAGAACCGGGCAGCAGGGCGGAGAGCGCGCCGGGGCCGGAGCAGCAGAGCCCGCCGCCGGACCUGGCCCACGAGGAGGUCCGGUUCAGCUUCAGCACCUCCAAGGCGCCCUGCAUCCUGCUGUACGUCAGCUCUCUCACCACCGACUUCCUGGCCGUGCUCGUCAAGCCCACCGGAAGCCUGCAGAUCCGGUACAACCUGGGCGGCACCAGAGAGCCCUACAACAUCGACGUGGAUCACAGGAACAUGGCCAACGGGCAGCCCCACAGUGUCAACAUCACGCGCCGCGAGAAGACCAUCACGCUCAAGCUCGACCACUACCCCUCCGUGAGCUACCACCUGCCCAGCUCGUCCGACACGCUGUUCAACGCUCCCAAGGCGCUCUUCCUGGGGAAGGUCAUAGAAACGGGGAAGAUCGACCAGGAGAUCCACAAGUACAACACCCCGGGCUUCACGGGGUGCCUGUCCCGAGUGCAGUUCAACCACGUCGCCCCGCUCAAGGCGGCCCUGCGGCAGACCAACGCCUCGGCCCAGGUGCACGUCCAGGGCGCGCUGGUGGAAUCCAACUGCGGGGCCUCCCCGCUCACCCUCUCGCCCAUGUCGUCCGCCACCGACCCCUGGCACCUCGACCACCUGGACUCAGCCAGUGCUGACUUUCCGUACAACCCAGGUCAAGGCCAGGCCAUACGAAAUGGAGUCAACAGGAACUCGGCCAUCAUUGGAGGCGUCAUCGCUGUGGUGAUCUUCACCAUCCUCUGCACCUUGGUCUUCCUCAUCCGGUACAUGUUCCGCCACAAAGGGACCUACCACACCAACGAAGCCAAGGGGGCAGAGUCGGCGGAGAGCGCGGACGCCGCCAUCAUGAACAACGACCCCAACUUCACAGAGACCAUUGACGAGAGCAAAAAGGAGUGGCUCAUCUGAGCGGUGGCUCUCGGGCGGCGGGGGAGGGCGGGGGAGGGGAGGGGAGCCGAAGCACCCUGCUUCACACUCCUGGGCACACCCUUUCCAGCGUCGGCACAAGAUGGGGGAGGCAAGCAGCAGAAAACUCUUGAGACUGAUCGCCACACACAGACACACACACACACAAAAGUAAUACUUUUUAAUAUUUCUUUAUAGCUGAGUUUUCCCUUCUGUAUCAAAAAAAAAAGAAUACAAAAAUGCUUUUAGAGUUUUAGCAACGGCUGACGUUUGUAGGUGAUACCUGUUUUAUUGUGUGUGUGUUUAGAGGUGUUCUGAGAACCCGCGGUAACAGGGCAAGUUUUCUACGUUUUUAGGAGCCCUCGGGAGGUGGGUGUUUUUUCCUGAGGAAAGCUGAUGCACAGAGACACGGCCUCCGGCGCUCCCUUCCUUUUGCACAGAGUCGGCCGCUAGUGGGCUGCUGCGGUUACCAGCUCACGUCAUCCACUGUUUUGUUUGGUGUCCUGUAAACUGGAGAGGGAAGGAAAGGGGCGAGGAGAACCUGCAGUUCACCAGUUUUCAAAGAGACCGCAGUCUCUGCCGGGUUCCCGAGAGCUCCUGCCUGCAGCAGGCGGAGGAGGAAGGUGUGUGCAGCUGUCGGGCCCGGCGCCAACGCCGACACCACGGAGAGGAGCCUGGAGUGCCAGAGCGAGCGCUUCCCUGCCGGGGGCGUCGGUUUCAUCCUCCAUCAAAUUCUGCGGGAUCGCAUCGUUCCAUGUUUGUGGUCUUAGACCCGUUCAGUAUCUAGACCUGCCACUGGCGACCAACUGUUGUGAAAAGGAUUUCUUCUCGGCUUUACCUGCAAUGUACCGGGUCACCGUCCACGGGCGUGUGAGCAGCUCACGAGGGCGUUAGAGCCGGGUGUCGCGAUCCGUUGGCUCUGUUUCUCUCGUGGUGGUGACAAGAGUGUCGACACUUCCUGGUGGAUGCAUGCAGUAGGUACUCCUCAUUUUGCUUUAAGUCUCUAGUUUCUAAGUCCCUGCGACAACAUCGCAGACAGUGACCGGACACAGCACGAUAAGGCCAAGUCAUGACUGCUAUUAUUAUUAUGUUCUCUGGAGUCAUCGGGGGGAAAAAACACUGCCGUGUUCUGCGUCACCUGCUCCUGGAUUGUUGCAUCUGCAGUGGUCACACUGCUUUGGUGCUGCAUCCUCUCUGGCAGACGCAUCUGGAGCUCCAGUCCAGCAGUCACCCUGGUCACCGGCCAUUGCUUCUCAGAGGACACACCUGCCUGGUCGGUCACCCCUCCAUUCGAUCAGGAAUCUUGACCAACUUAUUUCAACAAAUAACUCGUUCAUUUUAUUUAAAAAAUAACAGACAGUGUGUAAACCAAUGGGACAAAGCUCCCAUUGGCACAUCCGAAAAAUAAUUUCAUUUAUUUAAUAAAAGGUUGAAUCAAAGUUAUUUCUAGAAUAACUACCAUUUAGAGUCAUCACAGUUCAGGCUCUUAGACUUAAUAAAUGCUUUUCAAAAUUUCUUUAGGCUCCCAACAUUUGAGCACCUUUUCCCUUCUCCUGCUAGGUGAGACGAGGUUAAAAAGGUAUGAAUGCUAUUUUUCCGGUAGCCUUCCUCAGUCAGAUGGAAAUUCUAGUUUGCCUGGGUUGUACAUACACACUUUUCAAGAUGCUUGGUGUGCUGAGCUUAUAGCAAGACCUCCAUGUCGCGAGCAGGGAAAGUGUUACCCAGAGCUGCCAGGCAUGUGGCAGAGGAACAUGACGCAAGAAUGUGGCACAUUCUGAAGGAGGCUCUGGGCCCGUCCAAGUCAGGGCGACAGAAGCCACGGAGCCCGAACCCCCUUCCCGGUUGCUGACCUCAGGCCCUUACACGGACCCCCUUCUCUGAGAACAGUCCCAAUCGCUCCUCCCCCACAGAACGCGUCACAAACGGGAAGCCGUUAACAGGAGGAAGCACCAGAGCACUGUAACCUUCCCAACGACGCUGAAAACCAAGGCUGUUGACGGAACCGAGAUGACUGCCAUUCGUGGUCCUUUGGUUAUCACCAAACUGAAAAAGCGAAUUUUGGACGUUAUGUUACAGAAAGGUUUCCGACUGCGAAAAACCAGUUUUUAAAAAGGCAUUACCUUUGCACUUAACAGAUCACGAUGGACAUCGAUGACUCCCUGCAUCCCCUGGAUGGCUCUGUCCUCUCUGCGUUGUCUCAGCACGUCCCCUUCCUCCCCCGAUGGCUGGGGAAUGAAAACCACCAAAACAUCCUCUGAUGCUAAAGUGCCCUCAGCCUUCCCUUUUCUCUCUCCUUCCCACUUCCCUGCUACAAGACGUUAAAAGUAACACCCGACACUCCUCUGACCCAAUUUCCACACCCAGGGCACUGGAAAGCCUGCCGGGAUCGCCGUCACUGGGGUACGCUUCGCAUGCACAGAGGAGGGACAGCCUGUGCCCUCCAGGGGGUUACCCUGCGGCCAGCAGACAGGACACAGAAAGGUGGAUGAAGCACUGAGUGUCAAACAAACGGUGCCGGAAAUCUUGGCUUCUCUCUGGGACAGGCGGGCUUCAAGGCCAUUCCUCAGGCCAUUCCCCAGCCUGUCUGCGAAGGCUGCGUCCAGCAUGUUCUAAGUGGUGAGUCACCUGCUGACGUCAGGAGAGGAAACUCAGCGUUUCUCCAGCUCCCUCCCUCCCUCGGAAGCGGAGGACGGUGCAGCCUGGACAGCCGGGCCCACGCUCAGGGCCCACAGCCUUGCUUUGACGGUCGCAGUCCCCGGAGUCUCGACACCCACCACCCCGUGUGUUACCAGUCAAGCACAAAAGGCCAGUGGUAGCGACAUCUUUACAUAAUGAGAACAGACAAAAAAAAUGAAAGUUUUCUGGGGCUGUUCAUGCAGGAGACGUCUUCUGAGUACAAAGUAAGCACCUAUGUUCUGAGAAGCCAGGAGUGAGGACUUUGAAUGAAUGUGAAAUCGGUGCCAUUGUCAGCUCUCAAGAUAAGACAUUCCCUGGAGCUCAAGGAAGCUCGCUCCGCUCUGCGGCUCAGCUCUUCUCUGGCCCUUCUUUGUAAGACCAUGUUUCCCCUCGUGGCUGUCAACCAACCCCUCAGAAAGGCGACUCGGGCGAUGUUGUUGCUAAGAGCUGGAAACAAGAGCGUGGAGUGCCUUCGUUGGGAAGUGUCCUGCUGCUCUGCACUUGACAGAUGAGGAGCGGCCCUGACUAAGGGGAGCAGGGAUUCAGGGGCGCGGGAGAAAGGCUUGCCGCACACCGAGGAGUCUUCAUGUUACGGUGGAACCACCAGGCGCCAGUGGAGAGCGGGCACAGAGGCACCAGCUGCGCCCGGCGUGCACUUACGGGGAAGCUAACAGCCGCCAGACGUGAAAGCACAGUGUCAGGGUGGGGUCAGGGAGAAACUCAGACUCCCUUCUAUAACGGGAUCAGCGUUUUUCUAGUCUUCCACUUGUUCCUACAGUGUAAACGUUUGAAUGGUUCCUUUUUGUCCCCACCUGCAAAGGAUUAGCGCCUGAUUUGAACCUCUCCAGUCCCUGUGUUCUCCUUUUCACCAUCCUACCAAGCUGUUUUCAAAAACGGGCAGCAAGUUAUCAAAUUGAAUUAUUAAUUUGAAUUCCAGUGAGCCAGCCAGAACAGGUCGCAAACUGCCAGUCCCAGCAGGAAGUAGGUAAGAAAUCGACAGGCACCAUUUUUUUAAUGACGUUUGGGGAGCGAGGACCCCGAUAGGGUCCUAACCCCUUCUCUCUCUCCCUGCCUUGCUGUGUGACCUUCGCCAAGUCGAGGAACCCCUGUCCCCCUUUGCCCGUGUCUGAGUUACAGCUGUCUUACUUGCUUUAUGCUACAGUCUUGAGGUGCGCUGCGUCUUGACUGCAGAACGCUGAGAUGCAGACACAAAGGCCCGAGCCCGUGGAGCCUCACCGAAGACACACUUUCUGGCCUGCAGUUAGUUGUAAGCCACGUAGAAAGAAACCCUGUGGACGUGUCCAGGAAGGCGGAGACAUGCGGGGCACUGCCGAACAACAGCUGAAUUAUUUACGAGGUCAGCUGCCGUCAGCACAGCAGGGCGGCCACACACACAGCCCAAGGCCAGAGAAGUCAGGCUGCACUCGUGCCUAAAGCCCUCGGGUCCCGCCCCCCCCCCCCCACGUUGAGCCUCGCAGCUUACCCCCGCCCUCCGGGUGAUCGGACUGGCUGAGAAAUUAGACAACAC
Phyllostomus discolor (pale spear-nosed bat) is the source of this 8621-nucleotide messenger RNA. It is a transcript of the gene CNTNAP2, whose product is annotated as contactin associated protein 2. Lineage: Eukaryota; Metazoa; Chordata; Mammalia; Chiroptera; Phyllostomidae. The transcript has 24 exons. The coding region runs from base 416 to 4420 and encodes 1334 amino acids. The record is from RefSeq and is a predicted model, not a curated record.